ACAUCUGCGCAGAGUCUCGAUUUUGUCGACUGUGAAAUUCGUGGUAGGCUUCGUUGUUGAUUGUGGAAUUCAGUAAACACUAUCAUUACGUGAAACGGAAACGACGAAAUUGUGUUUAUAGGUUGAAUUGAUACUGUGAAAGGUAAACGAUAUGUUUGAAGUCAUUUUGUAUGGGAAAUCGCUCGCAAUGACUGUUGUUACUGUACUAACUUUCGGACGUCAGGAAUCGUAACUCAGUGACGUAAAUAUUGGUCAGUCUUGACGGGAUAUCUAACUUCGAAGAAUAUCUGGAUGAUACUAAUGACUCUAAAAAUUAUGUUAACAUCUUGAAUACAGAACGGAAGUGCUAUAAAAAAUCUUGUAAUAACCAACAUGGCAGUUUGACAGUACAGGAAGAAUUCUAUGAUACAUCAGCCCAUAAAGCAACUGGGUAUGUGCCUAUUUCCCGCAGACAUUGUGAGAGCAGUCAGAAACUUAAAAACUAGUUUUAUAGGCAUUUGCGAUAAAAAUUCAGUUGUUAACAAUGUCGGUUUUAAACCAAAGUGGAGAAGAACAAGUAGAAUGCCCAUUGUGUAUGGAACCACUGGAAGUUGAUGACAUAAAUUUCUUCCCAUGCACAUGUGGCUACCAGAUCUGCCGAUUUUGUUGGCAUCGAAUCAGGACUGAUGAAAAUGGGCUGUGCCCAGCAUGUCGCAAAGCCUAUCCAGAGAAUCCUGCGGAUUUCAAACCUCUCACACAGGAAGAAGUACAGAAACUGAAAGCAGAGAAACGACAGAGAGAUCAACAACGAAAGCAGAAGAUAACUGAGAACAGAAAGCAUCUAGCAAAUGUCCGUGUAGUGCAAAAAAACUUAGUGUUCGUUGUUGGCUUACCAAUGAGACUUGCAGAUGCGGAGAUAUUGAAAAAGCAUGAAUAUUUUGGAAAGUUCGGGAAAAUUCACAAAGUUGUUAUUAACCAGAGCACUACAUAUGCAGGCUCUCAGGGUCCUAGUGCAAGUGCAUAUGUAACGUACCAUAAAGCUGAUGAUGCCUUGAGGGCUAUUCAGGCAGUUAACAACAUUUCUGUAGAUGGUAGGACUAUAAAAACAUCAUUAGGCACUACAAAAUACUGCUCUCACUUUAUGAAGAAUCAGCCAUGCCCUAAACCAGACUGCAUGUACCUUCAUGAUUUAGGUGAUCCAGAAGCGAGCUUUACAAAAGAAGAAAUGCAGCAGGGGAAACAUCAAGAGUAUGAAAAAAAGCUACAUGAGCAGCUUCUGAAUGGCUACAACAAAGACAGGGUACUCUGGGAUCAGCUUCAUACUCAGUGGCACACAGAUCAGGAAAACUCAAGAGAUCCUAAGCUUCCACACGGGAAUAGAAGGAAAGGAAAAAAAAGAAGAAUGUUAGUCAGUAAUCAGCAUAACACUCGCUACAGACAGUCUCAAACUAAAAAAGGGCAGGUCGGUCCAGAUGUGGCCCGGUCUAGGCCAUGUUCCGGAAAACCGGGAUCCUCACCACCUCGUAGCACACAGAGUUCUGUAUGUGCAUCUUCAAAUUCUCCAUUGUCUUCAGGCUCUGCAUCUACAUCGUCCCAGUCACAAGUGAAUAAACAAGGCUGGCAACAUGCUUCUGCCAAUGUUGCAGGAAGCAACAGCCCAAUAUCAAGUGUCAGCAGUGGCUGCAGCAAUUCCAUGGGUCGAUCAACUGGUGGUGGAAACCAGAGACGUUCAAAGGAUUCUCACAAGAAAAGGCAUGCGCUACCUGAUGACAAAGGGAGACUGCGUGAUAAACUUCAGAAUGCAACUGGAGAGGAUCGCCAAAGCAAACCGACUCGUAGCAAGAUAAACUCAUCAAAUAGUGAACGCCCUGCCAAUGGUGUAUCUAAGGACCCAUCUCGAAAAUCAUCAGUAAAUUUCAAUCGCGCAUGUCGUACACGGUCCAAAGAAAGAAAUAGUGGUGGUGUGAGCUGUAGUUCAGCUAAUGAUGUGCCUAGUAAUUUGCCAGCAGGAAGGUUCCACAAGAAUUCUGGUAGAUUGCCUGCUGUGAGAGCUGCGGCCUUGUUUGAGCAAGAUAACAACUCUUUCUUUUCAUCGAAUACAUUCACCAAAGUGUCCACAACAGUUUCUGGCACAGGGGGUUCGGAUUGGUCCUCUAAUGGGCUUUCUGUGGCACACAUACCAGAUGUGCUGCCUCCGGUACACUCUUCAGAAGACUGGCAAGCAGCAUUUGGAUUUUCAAACCGGACAAAAGAAACCACAACUUCACAAGAUAAGUGUGUCCGUGAAGAUAGUAUGGAUGACGAUGAUGAUGAUGAGGAGGAAGAGGAAGAAGAGGAGGAAGAGGAUGAAGAUGAGGAGGUGGAAGAUGAAGAGGAAGAAGAAGAAGAAGAGGAGGAGGAGGAGGAGGAAGAGGAUGAGGAGGAGGAGGAGGGGGGUGAAAAUGGUGAAAGAUCAGUAAGAAUUGCUUCAGAACGAUUUAAAAAUAUGCAAGGGGGCUACAGAAUUAAUAAUAUUGAACAUAUUAUACGCAAAAUGCACAAGCUCCCUUUCAGUGAAGUAAAUGGUGUGGACAGCAGUGUUAUUGUUAACUGUGAAACUACAAAAAUUGCUUCAGGAAAUGGGUAUGUUUUCCACAAGGUGCUUUCUAAUGGGUUUGUUGAAGAUCCAACAGUAUAUGUGAUAGGUAGCAGUCGUCAUGAAUUCUCAGGUCUCCAGAAUGGCUCGAUGCAACAUGUGCGCAAUGGAUUCUCUUCAAAGAGUGUAGACAAACGUUACCCCGAUAUUCACAGGAGGCGGGAACACCGUAAAGAAAAGCAAGGUUGUGUGUCUAAUAGUAACAGAGGAGUUGUGAAACAAUCUAGGAAGAACAAUCAUAGUGCUACGGUUAGUGAACUGCCACACCACAGUUGUGACACGAAUGAUUCUUCUUUGGAAGAUGAUCGUUUUUCAAGCUACGGUGGCUCGGAAAGACAGAGAAACGGUAAUGACUCUUCAGACAGCUGCGGGGAUGUAGAUAGAGAGGAUGAGUUUUGUGAAAGGGUCAAAGAAGAAAUCAGACAAGAAGACAAUAUACGUGCCCCAGAUGAUGAACUGGACUUCGAUCCUUUCCAUGAAACCCAGAAGGCCUUGGCAGAAAUGAUUGAGAAAGAGACAAUGAUGUUGUCUGUUAGGCAGCAGGAAAGUUGUGGGAAUGACCAAGUGCAGCACAUCCAUCUGAAACAGCAUCAGCGGCAACACCACCAACAACAGCAUCACCACUACCACCACCACCACCAUCACCACCACCAUCACCACCACCAUAGCCACCACCACCACCAGCAGCAACAACAGCAGCAACGGCAACACCACCACCAACAACACCAGCAGCAGCAACAUCAACAUCAUCAACAGCAGCAGCAACAACAACAUUACCAGCAUGGGGGACACAGUUUCCAUGGAUCAGCCAGUGCACAACAGCAGUUUCUGUAUGGAGGGAAGAUACUUCCACCAUACACUAAUGGUGCAAGUUCAUAUCUCCUUCAUAAUCAAAGGGUUUCACAAAAUUCUCCUGCUAGAAGUAACACCAAUGCAAGGCUGCCUCCUCCAGGCUUCUCAGCUGGACCCAAUCAUAUGAAUGCCUUUGGUCUUGGGAUCCCUCGCGCUCCCACGACAUCAGGUAGCAAAAUUCUGCCAUUCAUGGGACUGAGUAAUAGCAGUGCCAAUGGUGGUGGCGGUGCCAGCAGUAGCAGUAGCAGCAGCAGCAGCAGUAGCAGCAGCACAAGCACCACCAGCAGCAGUGGUGGUGGUGGCAACAAUGGUGGCAGUGGUGGCAGCAGCUCAACCACCACCAGCACGACCACGACGACGACCACCACCACCACCACCAGCAGUAGCAGCAGCAGCAGCAGUAGCAGCAGCACGUGCAACAGUGGCCAGGCAUCUGGUCCACCUGCUCCAGACAACUCUAACUCCUUUGGACUGGAGGACUGCUACAAUACACAUGAAUGGUCAGAACAUGGAAGUCCAACACAUCCACCAGUUUUUCCUAGUGCCACAAAUACAAAGAACAAUACUUCAAAAGGGUGGACGGGAUCAGAUUGGGAUGCUCUAGACCCUGCAAUAGUAACAUCAUCACGGCCAGGCAGUUCAAAUCAUGGUCAAUCAUGGGUGCAGAAUGUUCCUGUCUAUACUUCUGCUCCUCCACCUCCGCCUCUGCCUCCAGCCCCUUCGGACUGGAGCUCCAUGUCGCAGCCUGUACCUCCACCACCACCUGGGUUUGGGCACCGACAUGUCACAAGAAAUCACAGCAGCAAAUCACCACUGCAUGAGGUUUCAAAGAGUUGAAAGUUGAAAAUGGGCUGUGAGUACAACGAAGUGCAUGCCAUUUGAGGUGCUGCUUUGGUAGCUGCUUGCAUAUAUCUAGGAACUGGAUUAUGAUUUUUGUUUUACAGUAUUUAUGCUUGUGUGCUGCUCAGGAUUACCAAGACUGUGUGUGAGAUCAAAAUGCACUAAUAUAUCAUUACAUAUUUUUAAAAAAAGCAAUAAUGUUUCCAGAGUUUAAAAGAAUUGUGUGUUGGCUUUCAUGUACUCUCUAAGAAAAGACUGUUUUUGGGAGAAAGUUGAGAAAUUGAAAAAGUAACAUAAUAGCUCCUGUGAUUGAUUUUGAUAACUUUUGUGACCUUUACAAAAGUAAAAAAUGAAAUUCUCCCCCCCCCCCCUCUCUCUCUCUCUCUCUCUCUCUCUCUCUCUCUCUCUCUCUCUCUCUCUCUCUCUCUCUCUCUCUCUCUGUGUGUGUGUGUGUGUGUGUGUGUGUGUGUGUGUGUGUGUGUGUGUGUGUGUGUGUGUGUGUGUGUGACAAACAGAAGUUUUCUUGAUACACCAUCUUGUUUCUGUGGCAUGGUACCACAUUGUCCAAUUGUUUCUUUUCUUUCUAUAUUUUUCUUACCAAGAAUGUUAAAAUUUCAAAAUAGUUUACCAAAGAACAACUCUUGCUUUGCCAGAUCACUUGGUGAAGUGCCUUAUUAAUCUAUGUACAUUUAUUCUGUUCCGAAUGAAAUAAAUGGGUAACUGCAACUGUUCCAUUUGUUUUUUGGCAUAUUUUCUUCAGUUAUAAAUUUUCUUUUGCUCAGAUACUUUGAAGAGGCAUAUACUUUUUCCUUAAGUUAUUAAAUUUUAUUUUGCUCAGAUAUUUUGAAAGUGAUAUGUUAAUUAGCAGUGCAAGUUAUCUGACAGAAGUAGAUAUUAAGAAAGUGUACCAGUGUUAAUCGAACAUCAAGAAUUGUACAUGUCACAAAGAAACAGUGUAAAAGGAUAUUUAAUUUUAUUUGAUACAGUGCUGUAAUGACUUGUUGGUGCUUCAUUGUAAUGCUUUGUAAGUAAUGACAGAAUGGAUUUGUUUCUGAUAUCAAAAUUGCAACACUCUAUUUUUUGGUACAUACUGUAAGAGACAUAAGAAAGACUGUGAAUUUGUUCGUUAGCAGGAAAUUCAUGAUCUUAUUGGGCUCUGUUCCUUGUGAAAAUAAGAUUCUUGAAAUGUUGUCAUUCUUUUCAGUUCUUCUAAAUAUCUGUUUUUACUUUGUACCGUAUGUUAAUUAAGGCCCUCAAAAUUAAAUUAAAUAUUUGUACACAUUGAAGAAUUUCACAGAUUUGUAAAACUAAGUUUUACACCUCUCUCUGCAACUGCAGGCAGUUUCAGAUACCUGUUCUGUUAUUCAAUGUACAAAGCAACUGUUUGAGUUAAUGUGGAACUUUAAUAAAUUAAGUAAUUUCUAUAUGUUGAUAUAAUUGUGUUAUAAAAUACUUUUGCACUGUUUCUAGUGACAUUUUAUUUACAGCUUAUGCGUUAAGGUUGUUAAACAGUAUAGUCAUAACUGUGAGAGAGUGAUUACUGUCUUUUAUAGUUAAAGUGAUUUGUGCAACGUGAGGUUUAUUUUUAUAAUUGUCUAAACUGUGACAUCUUCCUGUGACUUUCGUCCUUUCUGUUACCACAUACGUUCGACUUUGUUUGCAUAUUGUAUUUUGUAAUUUGGUAACUGGUGUUAUAUUGUGAUGUUUGUUGUGGUACAGAUUGUACUUAGUAACCUAGCAGUUUGAUUUGCUAUACCACAGUCAAAUUGCUCUUCACACAAAACGAAAUUAUAUAAUAAAACCUGAAUCUAAUUAUUGCAACUGUGCUGGUAAUUUUGUUUGAACUCUUUUUACGUUCAGACAUUUAUUUGUAUACAGAUCAAACCUUUUUGUAUUUACCUGUAAAUAAUUAAUUUCCCCAUUGUAUAAGUGAAUUACAAAAUCGACAUGCAUGUUUCGCUUUGUUCUGUCAAUAAUUAUAACAUAUUUUCUGUGGCUGUAAUUAUUUUCUUGGUAUUUUGAAGAAUGCUCAGCAAAGAAAAUGAUGGUAUGUUCUUCACACUGUGUGUCUGAUUUUUGGGCUACUUCAUGUAGCUAAAUUUCAUCUGUGACCACUUUAAUUUUAAGUUACAUAGCCUCUAGGUUUGUGCAACAUAAGAAAAUGAGACUCGCAAAACAAGUAGUAUUUUAUUGAUAAUUAAUGCUUUUUUCCCUUUUUUGUGUAAUAUUUGUGAUAGUUAUUUAGAAACAUAAAGUCAUAAUUAUAAUUGUUUUGAGUCAUUAACUGAGAGGUAAAACACACAAUCUAGGUUCUGUUUUGCUUCAAUAAAAUGUAAGAAAUGAAUCUGAGCUAUUUUUGUUUUCCUAAGAGAUGAUUCAGGCUAACAACUUCAAAUUAUUUUACAUAGCCUCCUGCGUUUCCUUGACGUUUUUUGUAACCUUUUCCAUUAAUAUGAAUGUGUUUAUUAUAUACAUGAAAUUAUCAUAAGAAAAUGUUCACUUUUGCUGUAAAGAAAUGGAAAAAUCAUGGAUCACCUUGCAUAAGUGAAACUUUCAAUGCUUUCAAAUCGCAUCAUGUCCAACUACCAAAGUGUUUGCUUGUCAUUAGAGUUCUAACAGAUCUGCGGCUUUCAUUAAGCAAGCCAGAGCAUUUUAAUACUGAUUUGCCUGAAGGCACAUAGACAAUUACAGCAUUUUUCCAGUAUCUUCAUUGCAGGUGCUCUCUGCAACAUUUGGAAAUUAGCUUUGUUCAAGACACGUAACAGGUAAUUCACUAUCCUGGCAAUCAUUAUUGAUCUUCUUCCCUUUUCCACCAAACUAACAGUAUGCUCACAAUGGCAGCAUUUGCAAACAAUGUCAACAUUAGUUAUGCAAUACAUUACUAGUGAAAUCCAUUGUGUAUCCCUGUACUACAGAGUGUAGUAUAGAUAAGUGAUUCCAGGUCUUCUGUUUGCCUUGCUUGCUAUUGCUAUUGCUAUACUUACUUUAAUCGAUAGCCAUUCUAAAACUGGUAGUACUUUACCAUAAUUUAAGAAUUCCCAGAUGACACUAUCAGCUUCAAAUAAACAUGAUCAUUUGAACCUACGUGACUGUUGUUUCCAAAGUUUUUACUUGGGAGUUUAUUGUGAACAGUGAACCUGACCAUUCAGUUCUACUUUCAGCUAACAGAAAGAGUGUAACUGUCAUUCUUUGUAUCUACCCCAUAUCUUAGUUAUAAAUAUGUGUGUGCUUUCCUGAGAUCUCCUGUGCCAGUAGCUGUGGUAGAUAAUUAUGUUUUAAAUAAAACAAGAUCUGGGACUGUCCAUUCACAGUAGUUUCUUACAUUUCUAAGAAUUAGCAUAUCAUCCUUUCCUAGCACAAUAAUUUCAUAUCUUUCCAAUUGUUGAUCAUGAUUACUUAACUGUAGUUAUGAUCUAAGUCACUAUGGAUACUGUAGGUGAUUAUUUUUUUUUUUUUUUUUUUUUUUUUUUUUUUUUUUUUUUUUUACAAUUAGCUGUCACCAAAGUAACUUAUCCAUACUUUUAAGUGAUUACAAAGUCUGGAGGUUAGUUAUACAAAUAUUUCAUCAAUGCACUUUAACCUCUCCAAUUAAAAGAAUAUGUAUAAAAUCAAUUUGAGCCUAAUGACCCUAAUGCUUUCAAUAUAAAAGGAAAUCCCUCACUUCAGUCAAUACCUGGGCCAUUGUUCCAAUAUAUACCAUAUUACACUUAACAUUGUUCUAUGAUUCAUAUUGAAUUGCACUGGCGGUGUGUACCCAGUAUUGCUACUUUUAUAAAGUGAAAUCAGUUUUGGACAUUUAAUUAAGAAUUUUUUGAUGGUUCAUCAUCAAUAACUUUUACUUUUAUAUUUACCUACAAGAGAUUGCAGAUGUAUUGAACCACUUAAAACCAAAGUGACAUCAAAGGUUCUGAAAGUGAUUUCAUUAGGAAGAAACAUUCUGUGAAGAGUCACACAUUCAGCCCAAAGUGCUUGACUUCAAAGAAGGUUGUUUGGUUCAGAGGAAUAGUAUCGUUUAAAGUACUGUAGUUGCUGGAACCUUGCCUGUGGUGCACGGAAAGAUAUUAGUGUAUAAACUGUAUUGCUCAGGCUCUUCAAAGAAAUUGCUAAAUGUCUGUAAAGUGAUUUUUGUAUUCAUCUGCAGCAUCAACAUUUAAUGUAGCCCUCCAAUUUCAAUGUUGUGUGUUCAUGUUACACACUUCACUGUAAACAGCUGGUAUCUUUUCCAGAUCAUGCAGAAGCUAUCACUGCUUUAAAACCAUCUUCAUGUAUAGUCUCUCAAAUAAGGUGUCAUGAUUUUGCCAUUUCCUUAAUCAAAAUUGUAAAUAACAACUCAUGGGUAUAACUAUGUCUUCGAUAAUUUUGUAAGUAAUUAAGUGGUGGACAUUUUUGUUUAACAUUCUCUCACUUCCAGCACUUGAGCAGACUUUGUGCAAAAAUGAAGUGUUUAAUGGAGUAAUCAAUCUUGUUUGUAACUCUAGUGAGAACUAUGGCUGAAUGAAACAGUAACUAAAGUAUCUUGGCUUUGAAAGCCAAGAAUUGCUUGGUCAGGGAAGUGAGAGAUGAUUUAUUAAACUUGAACAAGCUGAUACAAGUAAAAAAAGUCAGAGAUGGCAAGCUGUUAUGUUUGUGUUAAUUAUUUGAAAUAUUAAUUAAUUAGAGCACAAACAUAUACUGCACAGGUUACAAUGUUGUUUGUUUCUUUGCAUUUUGGGUAUUUUACUUGGCAUUAUUUUGAGCUCUGUUGUAUAUUCCUUGUGAUGUUAUGUAUUGUUUGUGACUGUUCAAUGAGGCAGGUCCUAUCACAGAAGAAAAUGUAUGUAAUAAUGGCUAAUUUUUGAAAAUAUAAGAGACAUUUAUGCUGCAAAAAUGUACUUCCUGAAUUCUUACUCAGCAAACACUGGCUAUGGUUAUGAUAAUUUUCAUGUGGAGCAUAGCAAAUGCUUAAAAACUAUUUACUUGGUCAUUACUUUGUUUACAUCUAUGUACAGCAAAAACCUUUCAUGGUUGCAUUUUUUCUUUGCAAACAGUUAGUGUAUUGUUUAAUUCUGUACCAUUUUGAAGUAACAAUCAACAUUUCUCAUUAAAUAUCACUUUACGUGUUUGGGGGCUGUGGAAUAGACAGUCUGUUUUCGUGUGUGUGCAUGUGGGGGGGGGGGGGGGGGGGGUGGCAACGUGCAUGUGAACAGGUAUAAUUCAGUUUGAAUUUCACAUUAUUUAAUUUUCAAAUAUGUGCAUUCAUUUGGAACAAAUUGAAAAUGAUGUGCUACACUGUAAAAUGUCAUGAUACCCAGUUUCUUAUGACAGUGAGCAUUAUAGGUAAUUUCAGAACUAGGGUUUUGAAACACAGUUAGUUAGUAAAUCUAUAGCUCUUCAUUUCCGUGUCUGAUAUUAUGUUUAUGUUCCCAGAGCAAACUCAGUGGUAUGGUUCAGUGAAGAUUUUAAAACUCCAAAUUUUAUUUAAAACAUUCACAGUGUCUUGUCAUGCAGUAAAAAUUUCCCACAUGAAAUUGUAA
This is a messenger RNA of Schistocerca gregaria, 9819 nucleotides long. RefSeq names its product alpha-protein kinase 1-like. Gene Ontology annotation, biological process: protein ubiquitination. Gene Ontology annotation, cellular component: CCR4-NOT complex. Lineage: Eukaryota; Metazoa; Arthropoda; Insecta; Orthoptera; Acrididae. The record is from RefSeq and is a predicted model, not a curated record. The transcript has 16 exons. Bases 524 to 4303 code for a protein of 1259 amino acids. Gene Ontology annotation, molecular function: metal ion binding; ubiquitin-protein transferase activity; RNA binding.